This is a messenger RNA of Ctenocephalides felis (cat flea), 1636 nucleotides long. RefSeq names its product protein held out wings (gene how). The record is from RefSeq and is a predicted model, not a curated record. Gene Ontology annotation, biological process: regulation of mRNA splicing, via spliceosome. Lineage: Eukaryota; Metazoa; Arthropoda; Insecta; Siphonaptera; Pulicidae. Gene Ontology annotation, molecular function: mRNA binding. Gene Ontology annotation, cellular component: nucleus.
CUGGCUGCAGAGCGGGCAGUUUGAGUUUGGUGAUUGUGGUAUUAGUUUUGAGUUGAAUGCUAGACCUGUUCUGACUAUUAUAUGUAUGUUCAAAUUGGAUACAAGUUAAUAGCAUUGUUUCGAAUCCACCGGAAAUAAAACAGUGAAAACGUUUCCAUUUAAACAAUAACUUGUGUAACAAACAUUAAUUAUGUGUGAUCCUAAUAACCCAACGACACAAAGUAUCGCUGAUUAUUUAGCACAAUUGUUGAAGGAUAGAAAGCAAUUGGCAGCUUUUCCCAAUGUUUUUAUUCACGUGGAACGGCUUUUGGAUGAAGUUCAAUUUCGUUGGACGAAUAUUGGGUCCGCGAGGUAUGACCGCUAAGCAGCUAGAGCAAGAAACCGGAUGUAAAAUUAUGGUCAGAGGAAAAGGUUCAAUGAGAGACAAGAAAAAAGAAGACGCAAAUCGAGGUAAACCAAAUUGGGAACAUUUAGCAGAUGAACUUCAUGUCUUAAUUACAGUUGAAGAUUCAGAAAACAGGGCACAACUUAAAUUGGCCCGCGCGGUCGAAGAAGUGCAGAAAUUAUUAGUGCCACAAGCAGAUGGUGAAGAUGAGCUGAAGAAGAGGCAAUUGAUGGAACUAGCCAUCAUCAAUGGAACAUAUAGAGACUCAAGUGCCAAAGCUGCCGCCGCAGUGGCUGCUGCUGCAGCAUGCGACGAAGAAUGGCGUCGCGUGGCGGCCGAAACGCAGCGCUUGCUAUCGCCUGCUAUGCCUGGUAUGGCUGCGCCACUGCGCGCUCCCGCUGCUCCCCUAGGCGCGCCACUAAUCCUGUCACCGCGGAUGUCGGUUCCUACCACCGCUGCUUCGUUGCUUAACGGCUCGGCGCCACCUGGUUCAAUGGAUCCACAUCAUGCAGGACUAAUCUAUGCCGCAUCGCCAUACGCCGAUUAUGCAGCCAAUUAUGCGGCGCUGGCCGCUGCCAACCCGCUCCUUACGGCUGAAUAUGCUGCGGCCGAUCACUCCGGAGUGAGCGCCGCAUCCAAACAGCGCAGGCACCUUGGGCAGCGCGAGCAUCCUUAUCAGAGGGCAGGGGCACUUUCAUAAUGCUUCUUCUUUCUCCUUUCAUAUAAAAGGCUUGUCGGAGUGCUAACUUAUCACCGUGUCUGGCCGUGUCACGAACCGUGUUAACCAACAACGUCCUGCACGCACACUCCGGACUACACUAACAUGUCGUCGCCAGGGGGUAGGUCCUCAACUCUCUAACUAACAUUAAUCGCUUUCAUAACCCACAGUGCCUAAUCCACUUCUCAUGUGCCUUACUGAUACUGUACAUAUAUACAUAUGUCUACAAACAUGUGUACAUAUGCUAAUAUCUAUAUACACUCAAAGUUAUUUAUAAAUUAUAAUCAUUGAUACAUCUUGUGUAAGUGUAUGCAUAUACAUAAGAAUAUGUAUAUGUGUAUGCAAAUAUGUAUACAUGGCAUGUAUAUAUGCAUAUGUACAUAUAUGUAUAUGUAUGUACAAACACAUAUACAUGUAUUUUUACAUAUGCAUAUGAAGAUGUCCACAUAAUCGACAGAUUGUGUGCAGAUAUAUUUACAUAGCUCCUACUUAUACAUUGAGUAUUACAUUAUUAUAAUAGAGAUAAUUUGUUA